UGAAACUCAGCAGGCGAAUGGUGACAGCAAACAAAGAAAUAAAAGAGGGAAGAGCUGCCUCCAAAUCAAUGGGUGACGCAGUGAGUGUGAGCAGCGAGGCAGCUAGAGCUGGCAAACAGUGGGAGCGGCGCCUCCAGACACUGCAGACAGCAGCCGACAACCAGACAGCCAGCGAGCAUGGCCGAGCCUACUAAAACCCACGUUAUCCUGCUGGCCUGUGGGAGCUUCAAUCCCAUCACUAAAGGACACAUUCAGAUGUUUGAAAGAGCCCGUGAUUAUCUGCACAAGACAGGACGGUACAUCGUGAUUGGCGGAAUUAUCUCACCAGUUCAUGACUCCUAUGGGAAACCGGGUCUUGUCUCCAGUCGACACCGCCUCACAAUGUGCCAGCUGGCUGUUCAGUCAUCUGACUGGAUCAGGGUGGAUCCAUGGGAGUGUUACCAAGAUACUUGGCAAACAACCUGCAGUGUACUGGAACACCAUCGGGACCUUAUGAAGAGGGUUACGGGUUGUAUUCUAUCCAAUGUAAACUCUCCAGCCACACCCGUGAUUGGACAGCCGCAGAAUGGAAGACGCUCUAUCUACCAGAAUUCCACAAUCACAAAUGAAAAACCCACUGCAGUUCGAAUCUUGGGGAAGGUCAGCGAAAGUCUGGGAAAAAUCUGCUGUGUUCGUCCACACGUUGAACGUUUCACCUUUGUGGAUGAGAAUGCAAAUUUGGGUACUGCUAUGAGAUAUGAAGAGAUUGAGCUCCGCAUCUUAUUACUGUGUGGCAGUGACUUGCUGGAAUCUUUCUGUAUCCCAGGUCUGUGGAAUGAGGAGGAUAUGGAAAUGAUUGUGGGUGAUUUCGGAAUAGUGGUUGUCCCUCGUGACAAUGUAGAUACAGACAGGAUCAUGAACCAGUCGUCAUUGCUUCGCAAGUACAAGGAUAACAUCCUAGCUGUAAAGGAUGACACUAAUCAUCCCAUGUCUGUUGUGAGUUCUACCAAGAGUAGAUUGGCUUUACAGCAUGGUGAUGGCCACGUGGUGGAAUAUUUGAAUCAGCCUGUUAUUGAUUACAUCCUGCAAAAUCAGCUCUACAUCAAGACGUCUGGAUAAAACUCUCCAGCAAGAACCAGAAAGAACAGCUUACAGUUUCCUUCUCAGUAAAACUGUACUACUGCUCUACUGCUUAUAUAUACAGAGCUUCUAUUGUCUGCCAUUCCCACUGUACAAUAAGAGUAGAAGCUCUACUGACAGAAUGCACUGUUUGAACUGCACAGAACUUCUCGCUGUCCACUCGUGUCUCUUUCUCUGUGCUGCCCUCUAAGUGACACUUAUGCUGACCUUCCUAUUAUCACAGAAUACCAAGCGUCAGUAUAACUAUUUCCAUUUUUUUUUAUUAGAGAUAGAAUCAUGUACGUUCUUCAUAGGAUAUUCCUAACCUUGCUGUGCUGCUUGCAACUUUGACACAACCAGGGGUCACUUACUCUCUCUGGAUGAGUGAUUCAGGAUUUACAGAUAGUAGCAUGCUUAGUUCAAAGAAUUGCUUCAAUGCCUCUGUGUUUAAUAAAUGUGGUAAGCUCAAAAAGUCAAUUGUUUUCUCUACAGGAGCAAUGUAAGAAUUUGACGAUAUUGCAGGUAUUCUUGACAUUUCACAAAAUGCAUAAUGUCCAAAAUAGUCAUCAAUGUCUUGAUAUAGCUGGGAAAAAAUAAGUUUGCAUGAAAGUUCUGCUUGGAGAUGGAUCAUCACACUUGCCCUUCUUUUCUCCAAUUACAUCACAGCAGCUCACAGAAAUAAAAGAAAAAUUAAGUAGAACUUCAAUAUUUAUAAAUAAUAUAAUUUUUAUUGCUUGGGUCUCAUCAGCAAUUUCACAGAAACUUCAAAUAGAACCAGUGUGGAAUUCAGCAUCAAACAGUCUGUUUAAAAUCACACUGUGACUUAAUUCAUUUCUAUGCAGCAGUAGAAAGCACAAUUGAACGAUCAAAUUGUGUGCAUAAAUCAGACUGUUUGUUCUCUAGUAUAAUAUACUGCAUCAUUGAGUAAAUCGUUUUGAAAUAAUCAUAUUGUUAUAAUAUUGCAGCCACAAAAGCCUUCAACAAACUUAGAGAAUAACAUGGUAUUCACAUAAGCAAUCUGCCCAUUUAAACAACAGUAAAUGAUAAUUAAUAGUCAAAUGUUGAAACAGAGAAACUUAAGUCCUUUAUAGCAGAUGAUAUUCCUUGACAAUAUUAGUUUCAUUUUAAGAUUAUUGGAACCCUAUCUCAAACUUCUCCCAUCUCUGUUCCCAUAGGCUGUAUAAAUAACUCAAAUGGGUGUAAUGUUUUCUUAUAAUACCUGAGUAACAUUGAGCAUUGACUCACAUUUUGCUCCAAGUAUUUGACUUUCAUCCAUCUUUAUGGAACACAGGGAUUAGUUUUAUAAAAGAUAAUUAUUUUUUAAUUGACAGCUGAGUUGAUAUGUUGUCACUAUUCUGCGCAACCUGAGUAUUUGUCUGUUAACAUUGUUCUCAAAGUCCUUUAAACUUCCACACAGAAGGACAUCCACAGAUAAUUUUGUUUUACUUUUGUUUGUGUUCUGUAACUUCAGGAAACGUUUA
Messenger RNA from Hemiscyllium ocellatum (epaulette shark), 2579 nucleotides. It is a transcript of the gene nmnat2, whose product is annotated as nicotinamide nucleotide adenylyltransferase 2. Gene Ontology annotation, molecular function: nicotinate-nucleotide adenylyltransferase activity; nicotinamide-nucleotide adenylyltransferase activity. Gene Ontology annotation, cellular component: Golgi apparatus. The coding region runs from base 178 to 1098 and encodes 306 amino acids. The transcript is spliced from 11 exons. Gene Ontology annotation, biological process: NAD+ biosynthetic process. The record is from RefSeq and is a predicted model, not a curated record. NCBI's taxonomy places the organism in Eukaryota, Metazoa, Chordata, Chondrichthyes, Orectolobiformes, Hemiscylliidae.